UCAAUAAUUAAUGGAAUUUUAUUGUGCCAACAGGAGCCAUAAACAAGCGGGCUUCCAUUCGCGCAUCCACCAUUAUACGUACAACGUACCUUGCCGGUUUCUAUUGCUUCUGGACACUCGAGAGCAGCUCAGCACUGGAAGUGAUGAAAGUGGUAUUCAACUACUGGCCAACGCGCAAACACCAACGCCAAACAACUCCGUGGACGUCCGGGGCGUCGCCUAGCCGUUGCUGGUUGGAGGGGCUACAGAACAAGCUACACUUUGUUACCACUUUACGACUUUCGACCAUUUUUGGCUCCGGGAAACGACCGCAGCGCACAUCGGUCUCUGCCCGGACAAACAAACCGUUUUCAGUGAAUUCGAACAGACGUUUGGGAAAUUUACGAUAGUUUUCGAUUUAGUCCAACCCGAACGCCCUCGCCGUGGGACGGCGUCCGGAUAGCCGAUAAGUUCAGCCCGGUCUGCCCGCAGCGGCUGCCCAAUGUAAAUAACGAAACCGCAGCUUUAGAUAAGAUGCCAAAAGGACGACUAGAGUACUUGAAACGUUUGCUACCUUUUUUAAUCGACCAGUCGGAGGAUUGUUUAUACUUGAACGUGUUUUCACCUGCACAUGCCGCUCAAAGCGACAAGAAAUUACCUGUUAUAGUAUUUUUACACGGAGAAUCAUUUGAGUGGAACAGUGGGAACCCCUACGAUGGGACCGUGCUGGCUAGUUACGGAGAAUUAGUUGUAGUUACUUUAAAUUAUCGGUUAGGAAUCUUAGGUUUUCUAAAUGCCAAUCCGAGUCCAGAGAUACGGGCCCGGGUGGCCAACUAUGGUCUGAUGGACCAGAUGGCAGCCCUGCACUGGGUCCAGCAGAACAUUGCCAAAUUCGGCGGUGAUCCGUCGAUCGUAACGCUGGCCGGUCACGGAAGCGGUGCAGCGUGUAUAAACUUCCUGAUGACUUCGCCGACUAUGGUGCCCGGAUUGUUCCACCGGGCCAUACUUCUGUCCGGUUCGGCUUACUCGUCCUGGGCACUGGUGGAGGAUCCAGUCAUAUAUGCACUGAGGCUGGCAAAAGAAGUCAAUUGCUCAAUACCGGAAGAUCUAAUCAAGAAUCACGAGCAGAUCGUGGAUUGCUUGCGGGAUGUUCCACUGGAAGAACUGUUCGCUGCGGACAUCCAGCCGCCGAGCUUCCUGAGUGCUUUUGGGCCAUCGGUAGACGGCGUAGUUAUCCGACCUGGACGAACAAAUCAGGACAUCGACGAAACGCCCAUUCGGGGAACAUCUAAACGAUCGCAAGGUGCAGCCGGGAGAUACGACCUGCUGUUCGGCGUAGUCACCGGAGAAGCGCUCUGGCGAUUCAGCGCUGUUGACAUACAGAGUGGCUUCGAAGGCGAACGGCGUGAUCGAAUCUUACGAACGUACGUCCGGAACGCCUAUACGUACCAUCUUAGCGAAAUCUUCUACACGGUAGUUAACGAAUAUACCGACUGGGAACGAACCAGCACACAUCCGAUCAACACUAGGGAUGCAGCAGUCGCCGCGCUGUCUGAUGCUCAAUUCGUGGCGCCGUUAGUCCACACGGGGGAUAUGCUGGCACCACCUCCGCCCCUACCGGGGCAGGAACCGUCCGGACCAAAGUGUUUCUUCUACGUGUUCGACUAUCAAACCAAGGACGGCGACUAUCCCCAGCGGAUGGGAACCGUUCACGGGGAAGAUCUGCCGUACGUUUUCGGGGCCCCGCUGGUCGAUGGGUUCAGCCACUUCCCGAAGAAUUACACCAAAUCGGAGGUGGCUCUGUCCGAGGCCAUCAUGAUCUACUGGGCAAACUUUGCCCGGACGGGGAACCCCAACGAACAUCACCGGCAGGAUUCAGUUCUAACAGCUUCCAAGGAGCGCAACCGCUUCCGCAGCAUUAACUGGGAUGAGUACGAUCCGGUGCAUCAAAAGUAUUUAGAAAUCGGCAUGAAACCACGCGUCAAAAAUCACUUCCGGGCGCACCAGCUUUCGAUCUGGCUCCGGCUGAUACCGGAGCUGCACAAGGCCGGCAUGGAGGACGUGGUGGCGCGGCACAAUCUCUUCAAAAACCACGACGACCUGGACAUCUACGAAGGGAUCGUGAAGCCGAAUCCCCUGUCGCGGUUAUCUUUCCUGGAGCAGGAUCUCAAGCGGAGAGGCAUGGGUGCCGGCGGGCCGCAGUUUGGGCACUCGCUGCACAGCAAUGUGGCAGCCGGAAUGACGACAAUGGAGCCAGCGCUGCUAACAACUUGCAUGCCAGUUGCCAACUACACCGGCUACGCGCAGCCCACGUCGACCGUGCUGAACGCUACCACGGACACCUUGGCCGGACUGGAAGCGGCCGGAUACGCGGCAUACUCGACCGCGCUCAGCGUAACCAUCGCCAUUGGGUGCAGUUUGCUGAUACUGAAUGUGCUGAUCUUUGCCGGGGUCUAUUACCAACGGGACAAAACUCGGCUCGAAGUAAAAAGCCUGCAGAAGCAGUACCAGCAACGGGGCGGGAUGCACCAGCAGGGCCCGUUUGAUCCGAUUAAGCACGCCCACUACCACCUCGGCCACUCGCAGUCCGCCAACGUGAUAGUGGACGUGGAAAACCACGACACCGGUGCGCUGAUAUUGGCGAGCGAUGUCAAAUCGCCCCAUAUCUGCUCCAACUCGAUGCAGAUCAACGUAAUGAAGAGCGGAUCGCCGGGCAACGACGGCCGGGGUGGGGGACUCGGUCCUGGCGACAGCGGCGGCUGUAACGUUCCGUCCGGCCAAACCGCAAAUAAUGCAAAAAUCCCUCUGGCCAAUAACACCUCGUACAAACCUCGGACCGAGCACAUUACGAUACCAAUCAAAAAUUCAACCUUCACCGGAGGCACCGGGCUGAUGACGCUGCCCAAACCGGGCACGGUGCACAUCCCGAUGAGCUACAAUCGAAACGAGUGCAUGACACUGCCACGAAAUGCCGGUGGUGGCAUUAGCACGUCCAGCACCAACACAGAGGCUCAACAAGUUAAACUACCGCCAAACGGAACAGCGAUCGGAAUCCACAUGCGUUCGAACGCGGCGGCCACCCUCGGCAGGUCGCAAUCCUACAACAAUAGUUCACCGGAAACGAUCCGGUUAUCCCAUCACCAGCAGCCACCCCAAAUGACAUCGUCGGGGGCCCCUCCGCCGCCCAGCAUUGCCGCCCAUCAGCACUCCCACCAGCACCACUCACAUUCACAUUCACACCCCCAGCAACAACAGCAGCAGCAACAGCAGGAUCCCGGGACGCAACUGCAAAAUCUCAAAGGGCAACCACAACAGCAGCAGCAGCAGUUGCCCCAGGCGGCCAUGAGUGAAAUGCGUGUUUGAUUGCAUUUCGCCUCCUCCUGCCCUGACCGAGGACAACGACAACGGCAACCAUACCCAGCAAGGACGACGAUGACGACGAUGGCGAAGGUAGCAACGGAUGAUGACUAUUACAACGACAGCGACCUCGACAACUACUGCGGUGAUGAUGGUGAAAUUGUUUAAUGUUUUGUUAGGGGCCCCCAGCGGGGGGGCCAUUCGGAGGUAGGCGUUCAUUACUAACUACACACAUACACUCGGGCCGGUUUUACGCGGUUUUUGCAACUCAGAGUCGGUGGAUUUGAAAACGCCGAAAAAUAGAAAGAAAUGAAAGUUAGGACAAAUAACCAUCUUUAUGAAACGAUUGGUAAAACCAACAGAAAAUCAAAACUAAGUCAGGUGGUAUGGAAAGGCGAUGGUUAUCAGUUUCGAUAUAAUCAAACCGCGUAAGAACCGACCUGGCUGUGCUGCGCAAGCAACUUCCUGGUGCUCUUUCCAUUCAUCGCCAAUGAAUACUCAAUCACCCAUGCACGCGCGUACUCAUUUCCGGUUGUUGAUUGAUUAUUACUAUUGAUGUUUGCCUAUGUUGAGGUUUGGCGGGCAGUGGGUUGAGUUGCGUUCUUUGUUGAAUGGUUGAUUGUGAGCAAGUAACGAUUAGCGGGCUAUAGAUUUACAGUUUAAAGCCAGGAAAUCAUAUUAGAAAUGGCAGGAGCGGAUGGCUGUCUACAUUAUUAACUCCAUAACCAUUUGGACGUUGAAUUCCAGUGAUAAUGUUUCCAUACAGCAAUCAGUUGUAAAUAUGUAUAUUGUAUAUGUUUGGAUAUAUGCUUUCAUAAUUCAUAACACAAUAUAAUAAAGAUUGUUUCACCAUAAUUUCAUGCACUUUGAUAAAACGUUUGAACGUUGAAAGCAAAUUUAUACACAAACAACUAAUGAGUUAUAAGGUGCACUACAACUACUUGUGAUAACAUCCUCAUCAUGAAACUUUUGCAAGCAGGAAUUGGCUUAUCUUUAUUAUUGUUUAUGAAUUAAGGAAAAUACUUCUAAUUUCCUAGGGAUUUCCCUUCUCAAAAAUUUCAUCUGAAUACCGUUAUCCAUAUUGCUUCGAAGCUCACAAAUUAAGAUCUGGAAUUGUGAAAAAGGUUUUUGUUUCGGCCCAUAUUUUGUUAGAUUUAUUGCAUCUACGGAAUAUUCAGCAAAAAUGAUAUUUGUACACAAUCUCUACUGUUUUUUAUCGCGAAGUUCAAUGUUCAAGUAUCAGUAGCAAUCAAAUCAAAAGGUAAAUCAAAUCAACAGAGCUGUGCCAUUGGGACACAAUAAUUCUUUGUUAUACUUUUCCAGAAUUAUGAAAUUUCCCUAACUAAAUAGUUCAUCAAAACUACUGCUCACAAUCAAAUUCUUAAAGAACGCAACCAUAAUCUGUGAUUGUUCAAAAUUUAUUUAAUUCUAAUAAAGUUGUAGUUUUGAUUUCUCAUCUUUCAAUAAGGAACAUAUUGUUAUUUACCUUAUGUUAUAGAGGACUGAAAAUUAUACACUAAUGUUAAGUAAUGUUUUGUUUUAUUUUACUUGUACUGCAGUUUUAGACAAUGCGAAAAAUCAGAAACAUUUAGAUAAUCACAUCCAGUACGAACUGUUCUGAAAAAAUAAACACAAAAAAACAUCAAUCAAAUGCACGCUCACUCUAUCCAAUCGGAAACAUCAAAGACGAUGCGAAUCGGUUCAUUUGCACAUGAAGUUAUCGUUCUCUGAUCAUCAAAUUAAGUAAACAAUCGAGAAGAAAUUCAAAAAUAGUAUAAACAUACUUUGUAAAUUAUUUUUUUCUACAAAUCCAGCAACCAACCUAUAGAUAAUAUUACAAUUUAGAAAUGUCAAAUAAAUGGAACGAUACAUGCAAACACACAAACAAAUCUAGGAACGAAAAAAUUACGAAGUUGCAGAGAAUCAGCUAGCGAAUAACUUGCAUUACGAGGUGGUAAGCUCCGCAGAUAGAGACAAGAAUGUUUUGCCAUUACAUGUACACAUUGACAAAAACAAAACAAAAAAAUAGAUAAAUCUUUACAACUCAUAAGAGAAUUACAAACCAUCGAAUUGACUUCAAUGGCCAUGGACAAAACGAAAGUAGAUCGAACCGAAUCGCCGAACGUAAGAGAAAAUACCAGUCGCCGACUAAUGUUAAAUGUUGAUUAAAGCUAAUUUAAUUGAUUACCAGUUCAUGUACGUGAAGGUAAGAACGAAAGUAACGGAUUUUAAAAAUGAAAACUGUUUUAAACAAAAUUACUUGGAGGAUGGAUAAAAAAAAUCAGACGUGAAAAUUGAUGCUAUUGAAGAAUAAAUGAGAAAUAAAGAAACACUGUAAAAAGUAACAAUCUAAA
Messenger RNA from Armigeres subalbatus, 5690 nucleotides. Its product is annotated as neuroligin-4, X-linked. Gene Ontology annotation, molecular function: neurexin family protein binding; signaling receptor activity. Gene Ontology annotation, biological process: neuron cell-cell adhesion; presynaptic membrane assembly; postsynaptic membrane assembly. Lineage: Eukaryota; Metazoa; Arthropoda; Insecta; Diptera; Culicidae. Gene Ontology annotation, cellular component: postsynaptic membrane; cell surface; plasma membrane. The record is from RefSeq and is a predicted model, not a curated record. The transcript is spliced from 8 exons. Bases 514 to 3342 code for a protein of 942 amino acids.